GGCCAUCCGUAUACCUGUUUUCCCACCCAGCGCUCUCAACCUUGCUGAGGUGGCUCCAUUAUGCUGUCCAGACGGAUUUUGACGGCAAAAUUGCCGGUGCAGGCUUGUGCCAGACUACCUUCGGUUGCCCGCCCUGCCUUCACGCAAGUUCGAUAUGCCUCCCAGGCUGAGAUUGAAGAUCCCGGAAUGAAUGGGGGUUAUCCCAAUCCUCCUGCUCAGAGACGCCAAUUCCGCGAUCCUUACGGCGGUUGGUGGGAUCCACAGGAUAGAAGGAACUUCGGAGAGCCGGUUCACGAAGAUAACGAUAUCCUUGGCACAUUCACUACCGAGUCAUAUACCCAUUUCAAAGCUCCAAAGGCAUUCUUCUUGAUGGGCUGCGCUAUCACCACUGUUUUCGCUUUCAGCGGCCUUGUCAGCCUUUUCUACCCUGACAAGCCCAGCGUUCCCCGUACGUUUGAGGACGGCCUUGAGAAGGAGUUAGGGGGUGCAAAUGCAGUUAGGGCCCGAAAACCUGGCGAAGACUCAUGGUAGAGUUGUCUUAACUUGAUCUUGUACAGAGAGCUGGUAGUUUCUUGAUUGCGGCGUCAAUUCAUCUUGAUAAAAAUCUCUUCCUGAAUAUGACGCAAAAUUCCUCUGAU
Messenger RNA from Coccidioides immitis RS, 638 nucleotides. RefSeq names its product NADH:ubiquinone oxidoreductase subunit. NCBI's taxonomy places the organism in Eukaryota, Fungi, Ascomycota, Eurotiomycetes, Onygenales, Onygenaceae. Gene Ontology annotation, cellular component: mitochondrion. The record is from RefSeq and is a predicted model, not a curated record. The transcript has 4 exons. Bases 61 to 531 code for a protein of 156 amino acids.